UUUCCCCUCUCUCUCUCUCUCUCUGCGGUGAAGCUGUGCGCAAAUGCGUGACGGAGCCGUCUGUAAAACACCCCCCAUCAAGAUGUUAAACCCAAAUGUCCGCCGUUGAUGUCUCAGUGUUGCAGACUUUCAGCCAUGGACAAGUGUGUGCUGGUUUCAAUCUACCUGCUGGAUGUUUUGGUGUGUUUGUGUUCCGGUCAGCACCGUUCACACAUACCUGUGGCGCCGUGGAAGCACCGGUUCCAGUGGCAGAAUAACGGCCAGGUGUUCAGUUUGCUGAGCACGGGGACUCAGUAUCACGAACCUGCACAGAUCAGGGAACGACCUCAGCUUUUUUUGACAACCAGACACGGUUUUAACCGACCUUACCCUCCUGUUGGGCUCAGAAGACGCGCGAGACCCAGCCAUGGAGAGCUCCAGGAUGCAGCUGCAGGUCCCUCUAUCCAAAACGAAGUGAAUCCGCUGGAUGUGUCGGUGCUUGGUGUGGAUGCAGGUCAGUAUUUACUUGCUUCUGGAAGACCCGGGGCGCACACCCAGCCCCAAACUCGCCUCGUGUCCACCAGAGAGGAUCCCAGACACCGUGCGCAACAGGCGGUGUCCAACAGCAGCGCCGCAGCUUUCACCUCCAUCCAGGAGUUUUCCGGCAGUGGAGUCCCAAGAGGAGGCCGGAGCACACCUGGAGUUGGCGCACAACAUACCACCACCCCUCCGGGGAGAUCCCCGGACAUUACGCACAGGACUCCCGCAGCUGGAGGGGGCAUCCCGGCUGAGGACGCACUGCAAACCUCUCUUGGAGACGCUCAAAGUGCACAAAGAGCGCACUCACUGACCCGAAACACUCCAAAGUCUAGUGUUCCCCCCACAGCUCUGUCUGGUAACGCAGUGGAGAUUCACUUCCCGAGACAGAGGCCGGAAACCACCAGGACUCCGAGCGUGGGUGGCGCACGAGAUCCGCACAGUAUCCAUCACAGGAACUCCGUGUUCUAUGAUUUUUACCCGGCAGACCGCAGGAACAGGGUCACUGUGCGCCCUCCACCAGGACCGGGGUAUGGCACCAGGUUCUUCCACAACGGUCUCCCAGACUUGGUUCCUGACCCAUAUUACAUCCAAGCGGCCUCUUACAUCCAGAGGGUUCAGAUGUACGCACUGCGCUGCGCUGCAGAGGAAAACUGUCUCUCCAGAUCUGCCUAUCAGCCCAGUGUCAGAGACCUGGACUACAGGGUUCUGCUGCGGUUCCCUCAACGAGUGAAGAACCAGGGAACCGCAGACUUUCUCCCCGUGAAGCCCCAACAUGAGUGGGAGUGGCACAGCUGCCACCAGCAUUACCACAGCAUGGAGGCGUUCAGUAACUACGACCUGCUGGACGUGUCCUCGGGUCAGAAGGUGGCCGAGGGACAUAAAGCCAGUUUCUGUCUGGAGGACACUUCCUGUGACCCAGGGGUGAGGCGGCGCUUCGCCUGCACGUCUCACACUCAGGGUCUCGGUCCAGGCUGCUACGACACGUAUCACGCCAACAUCGACUGCCAGUGGAUCGACAUCACAGACGUACCCCCGGGAAACUACAUCCUGAAGGUGACGGUGAACCCGUCUCAGGCGGUGCAGGAGUCGGACUUCUCCAACAACGAAGUUCUCUGCGACAUCCGAUACACGGGGGGCUACGUUCAGGCCAGGAACUGCAGGAUCACUGUAAGCUGACCUGACUGAAGACCCUCUCCCUAAUAAUGAAUGCCUUUAUUGUGCAGUUACCUUGUUGUUUACCUUCAAAUGUUUUAUAUGUAUGUCCUAUAACGUCGGCUAUAUUCUAACUGAUAUUAUUCUGAAGAAAAUACUUUUUAGUGUUUGUUUUUAAAGCAAUGAAAGACUGUACUUGUAGCUGUUUUUGUUUGGCUGAGUUUGUGCUUAUUUUAAAUUAAACUUUGGUGCUUUUCCUCCCUGA
Molecule: messenger RNA, 1936 nt
Organism: Eleginops maclovinus (Patagonian blennie)
Lineage: Eukaryota; Metazoa; Chordata; Actinopteri; Perciformes; Eleginopidae
Gene: loxl5a
Product: lysyl oxidase-like 5a
Exons: 7
Coding region: 109-1695 (528 amino acids)
Biological process (GO): peptidyl-lysine oxidation; collagen fibril organization
Molecular function (GO): protein-lysine 6-oxidase activity; copper ion binding
Source: RefSeq, a predicted model, not a curated record